UUUCCCAACCCUUCCACCCAUUAUCAUUCCCUGUCCCUGUCCCUGUACCCCUCGAUCCUGGAUCGGCAACCGGGAAAGGAUUCAUUUCCGAGCCAGCCAUAUCUAUCCUCUGUCAACCUGUGCCUCACAUCGCUCCAAUCCCAUGUACUAUCAUCAACCUCAUACGAAUGUACCCAAAGACACAAAGCGCGCCCAGGAAGGAAGUAUUAGCACGAGUGGUAUAGUAGUCCAACACCGAGUCCACCCCAUUCUGGGCUAAAGACAGGUUCCUUCUGAGCUCGUUUGACCGUCCGGAUGAAGGGAGCGAGCGAGUACGUGUACUUGCCUCCACCUAACAUAUACUGUAAUAUGUAGUGUAUGGCGCACAUGAUGUGCUUCCCCAUAGCCAUUCUCCACACACACGUGCUGGCUUCCUUGGCUAUUGCCGGCCGUAACGACGGACGACUGUAUCUUGGUCUUGAUUGGGUUGGCCGGGAAACUAAUGGCCAGACGAGAGAGAGAAGUUCAAAAUCACUCAUGUUUGAAGUAGGCAAACACCUCAGAUCGAUCCCCAGAGACGCACUGUCCGGCAGCUAAAGAAUUUUAGCAAGUUAGUAACAAUUUAUUGCAAUAAACAGUGAAUGUAAAGGUGACCCUUGGAUUGCACCACGUUUGUCAACCGACUGAUUCGAGGAGCGGGACAUCAGGCCCCCGGGUGGUUUGAGUCCAAGUUCUCGAAACGUUGCCGACUCUUUUCCAAGAUGGCCAGUUCUACUACUCAUCACACCUCUUCGGGACUCAUGAAGCAAUUGGACAAUUAUCUGAUUGUGGAUGUAGGAGCCAAUCUCACCAACAAAAAAUUCUCCCGAGAUCUCGAUUCCGUGGUCCAGCGAGCUAAAGAGUCCGGUGUGUCCAAGAUCAUGGUUACCGGGACAUCUUUGACCGCUUCCAAGGAUGCCCUCCGACUAUCGCGUCUCUAUCCCGGAGUUUUAUACGGCACUGCCGGGAUCCAUCCGCACGAUGCCAAAUCCUGGGAUGAGGAAUCCAUGCCAACUUUACGAGAACUCCUGCAGAAUCGUGAAUGCGUGGCUGUUGGCGAGUGCGGUCUCGAUUUCAACCGCAACUUUUCUCCCCCUGAAACUCAGUUGGAAGUGUUUGAGAAACAGAUCCAACUGGCUUGUGAGAUUCGCAAGCCCCUGUUCCUUCACGAACGGGAUGCGCACAAAGAGAUGGUCAACCUACUCACCCAGUACAAAGAUAAUUUGCCGACGUGCGUGAUCCACUGUUUCACUGGAACCAAAGAGCAAGCCCGCACCUACAUCGAGAUGGGAUGCUAUAUUGGUUUAACAGGUUACUUGUGGAAGGACAAGUCUGAAGAUGGAGUCAGAAGAAUUUUGGAGGACGAAAUCCUUCCCUUGGAUAGACUGCUUGUAGAGACCGAUUCUCCAUUCAUGUAUCCGAAUACCAGAGCCUCAAAACUACCUCAACACGUCAAAGACUCUUUGACGGAAAAGUCCCAGACGUUCUUGCAAAGGUAUUGCACCUUUCAACGAAAUGAGCCGUGUUCUCUUCCCGUGACCGUGGAAAUGAUCGCGGCAUAUCUUAAGAAAUCUCCUGAAGAGAUUGCUCUUGCCACCACUUUCAACGCUCUGAAGGUUUUUGGCUUGUCUGCCUAGAAGUGUCUCGCCCUCUGUGAUCGUUGUUCGUUUUUCAUGAAUACUCAAAAUUGUGCAAUCAA
Tigriopus californicus is the source of this 1717-nucleotide messenger RNA. RefSeq names its product 3'-5' ssDNA/RNA exonuclease TatD-like. Lineage: Eukaryota; Metazoa; Arthropoda; Copepoda; Harpacticoida; Harpacticidae. Gene Ontology annotation, molecular function: single-stranded DNA 3'-5' DNA exonuclease activity. Bases 741 to 1655 code for a protein of 304 amino acids. The transcript has 6 exons. The record is from RefSeq and is a predicted model, not a curated record. Gene Ontology annotation, cellular component: cytosol.